GUCACUUUGGUGUAGAGUGUAGACUCAUCAGCGGCGGUUCGAAUCAGUUGAACAAAUCUUGAAACUGAUUACAAAUCAAACACGAUAAGAAUAAGAAAGAAGGCCGGUUUGCUUCCAUAAUUCGAGUUUGUUCCUUGUCGAACCGACACAGUGAGCCACGGGCGGAGAUGAUGAGACCAUCGAGAGACGCCAUUCAGUCAUACAUGAGCAUCACCGGCGCUGAUGAGUCACUCGCCAUUCAAACACUCGAGGAACAUGGCAAUAACCUCACUGAAGCCAUCAAUUCUCACUUCAGGGAUGUCGAACGAAGCAUUCUUGAUCCAAGCUCAGAUAGUCGUCGUCCACAGUACAAUGCUGUGGAAGAUAACAGUCAUGUUCGUCCACAAUACAAUGCUGUAGAAGAUAACUCUAGGCGGACUUCCAUCUCUCCUCUCUGCCGCUCGCUCUUUUAGACCCUCUUUGCUUCUUGAUCCCAACUACAGGAGAAGUCUCCUUAGGCAGCUCAGUGGCUCUGCAAUCAGUAGCCCCCCUCCAUCAGCACCUCACACUCA
Molecule: messenger RNA, 551 nt
Organism: Raphanus sativus (radish)
Lineage: Eukaryota; Viridiplantae; Streptophyta; Magnoliopsida; Brassicales; Brassicaceae
Product: plant UBX domain-containing protein 9
Exons: 3
Coding region: 168-452 (94 amino acids)
Molecular function (GO): protein binding
Source: RefSeq, a predicted model, not a curated record